Molecule: messenger RNA, 5689 nt
Organism: Coccinella septempunctata (seven-spotted ladybird)
Lineage: Eukaryota; Metazoa; Arthropoda; Insecta; Coleoptera; Coccinellidae
Gene: Tusp
Product: tubby-related protein 4
Exons: 15
Coding region: 235-4104 (1289 amino acids)
Molecular function (GO): protein binding
Source: RefSeq, a predicted model, not a curated record
CCUAUCAGCGAGACCCUUCGGUAUCUUGCCGUUUUACACGAAACACGAAAAAUCAAUAUGUGUAGUGGAAUUUCGGCCAGUGUUUAAAUUCGGACGCGAUUGGAAGGUUAGGAAAAUGCGGAAAACCUGGCUUUUCCGACGAUGAUGCCGCUGAACGCGUUCACGCUUACCUAAUCGAUGAUUCUGUCAUCGGGAUCCAGUGAUUGGCAUGCGAGUGAACAGUGAACGGGAAAAAUGCAUUUACAUUUCGAAAAAACUGUCAAUUCCAAGAGCGACUGCUCCAUUUUAUCGUUGACGUGGAUGGGAAAGGUGCCCGAUGAGAUACCAGAGGACGAGGGAUGGAAACUGAACAGAACGAAUUACUACCAGGAGGGUUGGCUUGCUACUGGCAAUAUAAGGGGGAUAGUUGGAGUAACAUUCACGACCAGUCAUUGCAAAAAGAACGUUGACUACCCUCUUAGAACUAACCACAACCUAAGGGGGCACAGGUCUGAGGUGAUCCUCGUGAAAUGGAACGAGCCCUAUCAAAAAUUGGCAUCUUGCGAUAGUUCCGGAAUCAUCUUCGUGUGGAUCAAGUACGAGGGACGAUGGUCGAUUGAACUGAUCAACGACCGGAAUACCCCAGUCACCCAUUUUUCGUGGUCUCACGAUGGUAGAAUGGCCCUCAUUUGUUAUCAGGACGGUUUUGUUCUUGUAGGAUCGGUGGCCGGGCAACGUUACUGGUCUUCCAUGCUGAACCUGGAAGCGACGAUAACUUGCGGCAUCUGGACGCCCGACGACCAACAGGUAUACUUCGGUACCACGUCCGGACAGAUCAUCGUGAUGGACGUCCACGGUGCGAUGGUGUCCCAGGUGCAGCUGACUAACGAGUCGGGCAUAACCUCUAUGGCUUGGUCAUGCGAAAAGUUCAAGAUGGAGGAGGGGGACGACAACGACCCCGGCGUGGCCAAUGCAGGUGAAAGGAAAUUCGUUCUGGCCGUUUGCCUGCUGAACGGACUGGUUUAUCUCUUGAAGACCUUCGACGACGUUUCCCCACUUCACAUCCAGACGGGCCUCCAGGGCCCUUUAUGCAUGGAGUGGAGCAACUCCAGGGAAUUGCUGGCUAUCGCCGGGGUUGAAUCAACAAGCAAAGGGACGGGGAAUCAAAUAGAAUACUCCAACUUAUUGAAGUUUUAUAACGAACGUGGGAUCCUGCUCUACCAGGCGAAGAUUCCUUUCAAACAGGCAGCUGUAUCUUCUCUAACGUGGGGUCACAACGAUAAGAGACUGUUCAUAGCCACUGGAACCCAAAUUCACAUAGCUUGGGUAUCCAGAAGGAUAGCUACGUUGCAGCUCCUCUGUCGCCUGAAGAUACACGACAGUAUACUGAACGAAACGCACUUACCGCUGCUACCUCUGCCGGCCAGGAUACGGAACCUGAUAGGGAACCUCUUCGCUCAGACUAUAAGGUGUUGCGUCCCCGAACCCAGCUCUCUCAGGGAAUUCGUGUCCAGGCCCCCAGUCGGCUCGGUGAGGUUACAUUGCACCAUGAUCAGGCAUGAUGACGACACCAAUUCGUCGUCAGGGACGUGCUACACCCUGUAUCUGGAGUACUUGGGCGGUCUGGUGCCGUUGCUGAAAGGGAAGAGGACGAGCAAGAUAAGACCGGAGUUCGUGAUCUUCGAUCCUCAGGUGGAACUUCCGGAAAACGGUCAGCAUUGGUCCUCCGAAACGAAGAGUUCCGGCUCUUCCAGUCAAUCUACCAGCGGCGGAGGUAUGAUCACGGACUCCUCGGACAGCGAAAAGGAGGAAGGAUGCACCAGUUCCCCAAGAAUGCAAAGGAGGAGGAAGAAGAGGAACAAAUCGCACGGUAGGACGCCCCACACCGACCGUAACGCCACUUCGAACCCCUCCGAAGGAGAAAACGAAGAUUUGGCCUACGUCGAUACUUUACCAGAGUACGUGCCUCUGGUCGAGGUCACCUCCAACAUAUGGGGCACCAAGUUCAAAAUCCAUGGUCUACCAACCUCCACUCCCGCCAAUCUGGGUCAGGUCACCUACAAAACGUCCCUGCUCCACCUGCAGCCGCGUCAGAUGACCCUGAUCAUCACCGAGCUGACGGACGACUUCCCGGUGUGUCCCGAUCCAACCUUCAACCCCAACCUAUUCUCCGAAGACGAGGACGACGCUGUGCAGACUGACGAAAAGGGCAGGUCGUCUAGGAUCCCCCUGGAGAAUUGCCCCCCCAUAGCUCCCAUACUUCCCAGGGGAGGUUGCGUGGGGAAAAAGCCCACUCCUUUCAAUAGUUCCUUCCUCACUCCAGAAUCUCAGAAGAAGAACGGUCCUGUGCUGGCCAGAGCCGAGUCGUAUGAGGACGAGGCUACCUACCAAGACGUUCAAGAAGUCGUUAGUUAUUGUGAUAUAAUCCGUCCACAAACAUCAAGCAGCACAAAUAAUAAUAAUAAUAUUUAUCUGAAUUUGCGUCCGUCGAACAACCAGAGUUUUGUGGGACAGUUCAACAAGAGCAGCAACGGAAGCUCGACAAACCAAAGGCACGCCAUCUCGCCUCUGUAUUGCGAGGGAUCGGUACCGGCCCUACAGUCGCCCAAGAACGCAGUGGCCCCCAGCGACAUAAUUUUCGACAGACCACCGGCUCAAACCCUGCUAUCUUACAGCUGCGACUACUCGAACACUUCCAACGUCCAGAACAUCAAAUCGAACAUGCUUAACGACGUGCCCCGCAACGGUUUAUCCUUCCAGUCCAGCGACAGGACGAAGGCGGUCAGCCAGAACAAGCCGGACAAGAACGCGCAACAGUCCAAGACUUGCAACAGACCCAAAGGAGUGCCAAAUACCCAGCUGAAGUUCAUUGACGAGGAGAACGCCUUGGAAGCAGUUCCAGGACCUUCCAAUCUUAGAACGUCCGCCUUACCGUUGCCGGACGCCAUGGUUAGGAGCUGCAGCAUGGGCUAUCUGGACAUGGUGGACGUCCAACUUGUGCCAAGCGAGGUGGCGCUGCUGAUGCUGCGCAAGGACGCGCCCAGACGAUUGAUACUGGUCAACAAGAAGCCGAAACAGAAGCGGCAGAGCAGACAGACCAGCAGGCACUUCCAGGAAACGGCGAAGGCGAUCAGCGACAAGACGCCGAACUUGAAGAACUGCGGCAAGUCCAAGAGCCUCGAUUCCAGCGAUAUAUUCGUGUCGGACAAGCCCAACCCCAUACGUUCGGUCCAGAAUCAGAUAGAAGAGGUGAUACCGGAGGUGGUGACCGUUAAAAAAACGGCGGAGUGCAAAUCCACCAGUUCUUCGUCCACCGACAACGAGAACAACAGGAAGGAAUGCUCCAGGUUGGGUUUUUUCGGGGGUAGAUCGCCGCUGAUGAGGCGAAAGAAGGACAAGGAUAAGGACGAUAAGAAGGGGAGGGGGAAGAGUAAAAAGGAGCACUCUGUGAUAAGGGAGCAGAACGAGGAGAAUUCCAAGCAGAACUUGCCGUUGCACACGCAGGCCUUGACGAAUCUGGAGAAAUUGAUCACGAGGCUUAGGGAAGACGAUGGUAGAUGCUCUGCGCCGUCUUCGCCGAGACUUCCGAGAAGUUCCCCAGCUUCCCCGGCACCAUCUAAGAAAGGCAAGCGACCCCAGAGCGCAUCCCCCAUCCGUAAAAACCUACUGUCUUCUCCCCUUCUGGGCAGGAAAAAUAGGAAGAAUAAACUGCAGGAAAGCUCGGACGACGAGGUGACUGCCUCCGGCGAUGAAAUCUUCAACGGUACGAACUACAGGGACCUGGAAACGUUCCAGAAGGCGCAGUUGAGGCAGAAGCUGAAGAGGGGUAAGAUUGAGCCGAACGGGAGCAGUUUCAACAACCCCACAGUGCCGCAGAGGAGGGAGUUCGUGAUGCACAACAAGGCGCCGAUGUGGAACGAGAACAGCCAGGUUUAUCAGCUGGAUUUUGGUGGUAGGGUCACGCAGGAAUCGGCGAAGAACUUCCAGAUCGAAUUCAGGGGAAAACAGGUUAUGCAGUUCGGGAGGAUAGACGGCAACGCCUACACCCUAGAUUUUCAGUACCCCUUCUCGGCUUUGCAGGCGUUUUCAGUAGCAUUAGCCAACGUUACCCAGAGGUUGAAAUAGUGCCAUCUUCGGGGUAAAAGACUGGCGAUCUACUGAAUUUUUAAUGAAUGUAAAUUUAUUAGGUGAAGAGAUAUCAAAUGUGAAAUCAAUGUUUUUGAUAAAAAUAUUUUUAUAGGUAAUAUCUUUUGAAGAAUAUGAUAUAAUAUAUCGCAAAAAAUCUAAGAUUCCUUCUCGGUUCGCUCCGCGAUCAAAAUUUUUUUUAUGAUUGUUGCCUUGACGAAUGGUGAAAUUUGAAGCGGGAAUUUUUGAGCUCAACUGAAGGCCAAGUAUUAGAUUAACAUAAUCUCGAAUAACUAGUCCUUGUUUUCCUUCUUUCGGUGAAAAAAUCUACAUUCCACCUUCGUUUUUAUCGAUUUUUAUUUAAUUUAAAGCUACUAAAAAUUAUCGGAGGGUAGUAAUCGACUCCCAAUGAAGGUAAUGUGCUGUGCGUUAAAAAAAAGUCCAUAUUGCAUUACUACUAAUACAUUUAUCAAAGAACCAUACAGGAUGAAUCCCACAGUCGAUGGCAAGUUAAACUUUUACUACAUGUCCUGCCUUGUAAUCGCACCACGUGACAACGGCUGAACCGAUUUUAUUUAUUUUUCUUUUAAAACCUUCCUCAUAUUCUAAAGAAGGUUCUUACAGAAAAAAAUUUUGGAAAAGUUGACUGGGAAAGUGGGAAUAUUUAUGAAUGAAAAAUGGAGCCAUGUUUGUCUUUGUCAUCGCAUCACGUAAGAACGGCUGAACCGAUUAAACUGAUUUUAUUUUUAAAACAUUCCCCAUACUUUGUAGAAGGUUCUUACAGAAGAAAAAUUCGGAAAAGUUGCCUGAGAAAAUCGGGAAAACUGAAUGACAGAUCUGGGUCAUUCAUUUCUGUAAAUGUUUAACUUGCCGGACAAUUUCAGACACCCUGUAUGUUUCUUGAAUGGAACAAUCUACUUAGUUUUAUAUCAUCUUUCGUGCAAAUUAUGCAUAAUUCAAAAGAGAAAUGAUACCAGGUCGACGAUUUGGAUAGUUUGCAUUCUCUCCAAGAAUCUCGAGUAGACUGAAGCAAAAACACUCCAGUUUUUUGCAUACUCAAUACAUUCAAUUUCUAUUGGAAAAGGCUGAAACAUUUCAUUGAAUUUUUUGUAUUUUCGUAACAAUAGUGCACAUACCAAAGUAUUAAUUUUCAUAAAGGUCGCAUAAUGACAAAACGUAAGCUUUAAUAUCGCAUUGUUUUGCUGAUAAAUAUGUCCUAAUUCUCAGUAUAGAGAUUGAGUCAAACCAGACAUUUUUUUCAGUAUCGAUAUAUACGGUAACAUUUGUAAUGGAAGAUAGGCGAAAUGGAAAAGUUUCAGGAAACAUAAUUUUAUUAACUACCGUGAAUUGUGUUGUUUAUUUAAUCCUUUCACAUAUAAUUAUUGUAACGAGAGUAUAUUUUGAUGUUCGCUUCAACUCGAUAUUGUUACCUGUUGUAUGUGAUUUGUUUCGGUAAAAAUUUACGUUUUUAAAAUUUUAACAUAUGGGUAUCUGUUGAUUUGUGUAUUAUCAAAUGUUUAAAUAUUUAUUGUUCGUGAUCUGUUUGUAUCAGACUUAUUGUGCAAGUAAAUGCGCUUUUUCAUAA